Molecule: messenger RNA, 793 nt
Organism: Hibiscus syriacus
Lineage: Eukaryota; Viridiplantae; Streptophyta; Magnoliopsida; Malvales; Malvaceae
Product: glutathione S-transferase U28-like
Exons: 4
Coding region: 1-768 (255 amino acids)
Biological process (GO): glutathione metabolic process
Cellular component (GO): cytoplasm
Molecular function (GO): glutathione transferase activity
Source: RefSeq, a predicted model, not a curated record
AUGUCCAAGGUCGAGCUUCUUCUUCUUGACUUUUGGGUUAGUCCCUUCUGCAUGAGGGUGAAGAUCGCUUUGAACGAGAAAGGCCUUCAAUACGAAGCUCGACCGGAGGACUUGUUCGGUGGUAAAAGUGAGUUGCUUCUCAACUCUAACCCCAUCUACAAGAAAGUCCACGUGUUCCUGCACGACAUGAAACCCCUAUACGAGUCCACCAUCAUCGUUAGCUACAUCGACGAGACCUGGUCUUCCCCUCCACUGCUCCUACCGUGCUCGUAUGGUCAAGCUCAGGCACGCUUCUGGGAUGAUUACAUUGAUAGAAAAGUGGUAUUUGAUACAUGCAGAAAUAUAUGGAGAUGCAAAGGGGAGGUACCGGUGAAAGCAAAAAAUGAGUUUAUAGAAAUAUUGAAGCAGUUGGUGAAAGAUAAUUCUGUGGUCGAAAGGCAGAAACUUGUGGAGCUUGAGAGACUGCAGAAAAUUGAGGAAUUUGAGGUGCAGAAAAUUGAGGAAUUUGAUUUGGAAGAAGCCUUGGGGGACAAAGAAUACUUCAAUGGUGCCACAUUCGGGUUCGUCGACAUCAUCGCGAUCCCUCUAACCUACUGGUUCUUCUCGAUCGAGAAGAUAGGUGGAUUUACGGUGACGGCGGUGUGUCCCAAGUUUUCGAGGUGGACGAAGAGGUGUUUGCAGAGGGAGAGCGUGGCGAAAGUCGUGCCCGAGCCCGAAAAAGUGUACGAGUUUGUCUUGAUGUUUAGGAAAAUACAGGGCAUCGACUGAGAGAUGAUUCUUUUUACCAUUCGUU